Molecule: messenger RNA, 1272 nt
Organism: Vicia villosa (hairy vetch)
Lineage: Eukaryota; Viridiplantae; Streptophyta; Magnoliopsida; Fabales; Fabaceae
Exons: 2
Coding region: 27-1004 (325 amino acids)
Molecular function (GO): nucleic acid binding; zinc ion binding
Source: RefSeq, a predicted model, not a curated record
AUGAUGCUAUCGCAGAGGCUCUAGGCAUGAUUGCUGGUGUAUUGGGAGGGAAUGCUAAUGGAGCUGCGAUUGGUGCUGACAGGCAGUUGAACAGCUUUCAGAGGAACAAUCCUCCACUGUUCAAAGGCACUCAUGACCCUGAUGGUGCUCAGAAAUGGUUGAAAGAGAUCGAGAGGAUCUUCCGAGUGAUCGAUUGUGCAGAAAAUCUGAAGGUGAGGUACGGUACUCACAUGCUAUCAGAAGAAGCUGAUGACUGGUGGGUUACUACUAAGACUGAAUUGGAUUCAGAUGGGAUUGCGAUUACUUGGGCCAUAUUCAAGAGAGAAUUUCUGAGGAAGUACUAUCCUGAAGAUGUUCGGGGAAAGAAGGAGAUUGAGUUCUUGGAACUGAAACAGGGUAGUAUGACAGUGCCUGAAUAUGCUUCCAAAUUUGUGGAAUUGGCUAAGCACUACACACCCUACACCAACGAUGCAGCUGGAGAAUUCUCUAAGUGUAUCAAGUUUGAGAAUGGUCUUCGUGAUGAGAUCAAACAGGGCAUCAGGUAUCAAAGGAUUCGCCGAUUUUCUGAUUUGGUGGACUGUAGCAGAAUAUUUGAAGAAGACAGUCUUAAGCUGAGAUCAUCUCACUCUCGAGAGUUAGUUGAUAAAAAGGGUAAGAAGCCUAUGGACAGAGGUACACCAUAUGGUAGGGGAAACCCAAGAGCUGGUAAUUGGAAAAGGCCUAGUGGGGGAGAUUCUGGUGCUCCCUUUAGGUGCUUCAACUGUGGUGAACCAGGACAUAAGAGGAAUGAGUGCAAGAAAGAAGAGAAGAAGUGCUUUAAGUGUGGCAGAGUAGGCCAUGUUGCUCCUGACUGUAAGAUGAGAACUGUGACUUGUUAUAACUGUGGAGAAGAAGGCCAUAUCAGUACACAGUGCACCAAGCCGAAGAAGAACCAGUCUGGGGGAAAAGUCUUUGCUUUGUCUGGAUCAGAAACUACUCCGGAGGAUAGACUGAUUAAAGAUUAAGGAUGUAGCGGCGUGUGAUUGGGUGAAGAUAGCUUAUAAGCUAGCCCGUAGUUCGUGUCGAGUCAUGCUCUGAUUGUAACACUGGGAUCGAUUAGUCUUAGCGUUACUUGAGAUACUAUGUUGUUAUUUUGUUUAUGGAUUAUGUAUUGAUGAGCUGUUUGGAUAUGCUCCUAACAUUGUUUGAAAUAAGUUUCCGCUGUGAUGAACACAUGUUGAAGUUUGGUUAAUUUUAAUAAAAGCAUGACAAUCGACUUUGAUGUUUUAUUUA